This is a messenger RNA of Ophidiomyces ophidiicola, 759 nucleotides long. RefSeq lists its product as uncharacterized. NCBI's taxonomy places the organism in Eukaryota, Fungi, Ascomycota, Eurotiomycetes, Onygenales, Onygenaceae. Gene Ontology annotation, biological process: chromatin remodeling. Gene Ontology annotation, cellular component: Swr1 complex. Gene Ontology annotation, molecular function: nucleosome binding. The record is from RefSeq and is a predicted model, not a curated record. The coding region runs from base 1 to 759 and encodes 252 amino acids. The transcript is spliced from 2 exons.
AUGUCAAAUCUUAUCGAAGUCUUAUCUGGGGCCAACCAUGCUCCUACCCCCGGAUGGGCUUAUGUCCCAGAUAUCCGUCAGCCUGUCACCGCGUCCGGAAGGGCUGGUGGUCGUAAACGCGGCGCGCGAGAUGCCGCUAUCAGUCGCGACGAAGGAAGCUCAAGGCAGCAGAAUGCAGUCCUGAGACGCCUUGCGGAACUGGACCGAGAUAACCACAAAGAUGUUCAUAUUCCGAUACCAACUAAACAAAAAGACACUGGGUCAAAAGCUUCACGAACUAAAACCACACCCAACGUGCGCCGUAUUUUGAUGUCCCAGAAAACGUUCAAGAACUACCUCGACGAUGAAGAAGCGGCCGCCGCGCUUGCUCCGCCUUCCGGAACGCGUCCCAGUGGGCGAAGUAGCAAAGCCGCUCGGAAGGUUGGAGCCAGGCUUUCAGCAGCAUUUCAAUCGCAGUCUGAACCUAAAGUAUCCCAAUUAAUCGUUUCCGAGUUUGACCAUGACCCUCUCCUCAAAUCUUACAUCCCGGCGGCACCUUCGGAGCGGAUCAUGCAGACACUUCUUUCCGAACCACCCCUUUCAUAUAACGCUUCGCGCGCUACUUUCCCUACGAAUGUGAGCCGAAAACCACCGAGAGUCUUUUGUGGAAUUUGCGGGUAUUGGGGGAAAAUAAAGUGUAUCAAGUGCCGGGCAAGGGUAUGCAGCCUGGCAUGCCAACAAGCCCAUGAUGAAACUGUCUGUGACCGGUUUUUCACAUAA